UGGUUUAUCGUUCGGCAGUUAAUUUGGUUGGAUAUUUAGAUUUUGAAAUAUUACUCAUUUUAUAAAUAUAGCAUUGAUAUAUAUUUCGAUUUUCGGUAUGAUAUAAAUACUGGGACUUCUCGAUUAUUUUAUUAAGUUUGUUUGUAUCAUAAUCUUACAAUGGAUAAUCUGAUUAAUCGGUGUCUUAUUACAAUUAUUUUGUUCCAGUUUUCAAUAUUAGCAGGAGAGGCAUACCUUAUAAAUAGAGAAACAACGGGAUAUCUUAACAAGGAAGCUAACAAGGUAGGGGACGAAAAUAACGACGUUGAUGGAUCGAAGCAGAGAAGGUUUAUCUCUGAAGAUGGAAAUAAAUUGCAGCAGGAAAAAAAGGCGAGAGAAGCGGUUGAUGAAGAAAUUGAAGAAUUGUUGAAUAUCUUUAAAGUUGCGAACACAUUUAAUUCAGACGGAAUUAAUGAUCAUUCGAACAGGGAAAACAAAAAGGGUUGGUGGUUUUGUCCAUGGUGCGGUGGUACCAAACGUGUCAUCGAAGCAGCAGAAGUGCUAGGCUGUAAGUGUAAAACUGAUAGGAAAAUCAUAUGCAAAUGUCCAGAUGGGAAAGUUCGAACAUUCGAGGGAUAUCAUCAAACUGAAAUAUCAGAUGACAAUUCAUAAUAUAGAUUGAUUUCAAGACUAUUACAUGAUUUACAUAGACAAUAUCAAAUCAAGCUAGCAGACUUUUUAGGAGUUAGAUUUUGCAUGUGUGUCUUUUUUCUAAAGUUUUGCAAUGUAACAGUCAAGUAAUCAUAUUCAUUAAUAAAAAAUAGUUCAAACUUUCAGUGAGUAUGAUACAUAAAUAAAGAUUUCAUACAAUUUGUGUAGUAAUUUUCCGAUGAUAACAUUAAUUUCUGAUUUUAAGAGGGUCACUAUAAUUUACUGCUGAUGGAUAACUGAAACGUUUUUUACUGAAAUUUAUUUUGUUUCUUGAAUAAAGACGAACAAUCGUAUAUCCAUUUGAUUUAUGCAUUGGUAGUACUAACAACUAGUAUAGUAAUAAUCGAAAAAUAAUAACGGCAGUAUGUGUUAUUGGUACUGAUGUUAUUUUUUUCAUAUGCAGUAACAAUUUCUACUGCUAGUAUCUAAAGCCACUUUAACGGACCAAUAUUUGAAGUAUAUCCCCUUUGCAUAUAUUAUCUUUAAUACAUGGCUCUUUAUAUUACUUAGUGUAUCUCUUUAGGGGGCGUCAUUACGCUAGAAGAUUUUUUUUGAUCGAAGUCCAGUUUAGUUUCAUUAUUUUGUUAAAACUUUGACCGAUGAUUACCUAUUUCAUUUAAAUACAUGUGGGGACAGUAAUGUUGGCAGUUCAAUGUUGCAUGUCAGAUCCAGGCCUUUUGAAUUACUAACGGACAGUUAUUUCUAGGAUGUACCCAUGUACAGUAGUUUAAACAAUUUAGUUUGAAGGGAUCGGGUGUUUCAGUUAAAAACUUCAUGUCAUUACUCAAGAAUAUCACAUAAGAUUUAAUUAAUCAAUUGUAUUAUAGGUGUGUGUAUGCGUGCAUGCGUCUAGGUGUGUGUGUUUUAAUAUGAAAGUUGGCUUGUUGAAUAUUCAUGUAUUUUUCAAGAAAUACGUCAAAGAUUUUUUUUUUAUUUUUAAUUUAGCAAUGUACACGUACACCAGUAAAUCAGGCUGUCUAUAUUAUAUAAUCAACUUUCUUGAGAUUGGUAUGUCGGCUUUUCCUAGAAAUUCAGAUUUUCAGACUGAUAUCCUCAUCCACUAUAGAAAAAGUAAGAAAGAAUAGUGUUAGCUUUUGUAUCAAAAAGUUAAGUUUCAUUUACUACAUCCCCUAGAAUAAAAAUUGUUCGCUU
Molecule: messenger RNA, 1842 nt
Organism: Mercenaria mercenaria
Lineage: Eukaryota; Metazoa; Mollusca; Bivalvia; Venerida; Veneridae
Exons: 3
Coding region: 160-651 (163 amino acids)
Source: RefSeq, a predicted model, not a curated record